Molecule: messenger RNA, 8389 nt
Organism: Oncorhynchus kisutch (coho salmon)
Lineage: Eukaryota; Metazoa; Chordata; Actinopteri; Salmoniformes; Salmonidae
Product: dystrobrevin beta-like
Exons: 19
Coding region: 248-2179 (643 amino acids)
Biological process (GO): synaptic signaling
Cellular component (GO): synapse; plasma membrane
Molecular function (GO): zinc ion binding
Source: RefSeq, a predicted model, not a curated record
UUGUUCUAUCUGUGCCACCACCGUAAUUCUGAGUCGUAGGCUAUGAAACAGGAAACGCACUGGAUAUGGUACAGUAUUUGUAUAAUAUCAAUCGUUUUGCAUUGCUCGGACAGCAAUAACGAACGAAUGCAGACAGACAGGUGAGACUGAGUGCAGCGAUGAUUCACGAAGGAAAUAUCCGGACUACUUAUAUCCUCUUCAUCUGAUGUUGAUGCUAUUAACGUCACUGGCGUGAUUUUCAAACUGAAUGAUAGAAGAACGCAGUAAACGAGGCAAGGCCAUGGUGGAGAGGAGACAACUCUUCAUGGAGAUGAGGGGACAAAACUUUGACGUCAUCAGACUGUCAACCUAUAGGACGGCCUGCAAGCUAAGAUUCGUGCAGAAAAGAUGCAACCUGCACCUGGUGGAUGUGUGGAACAUGAUCGAGGCGUUCCGUGACAGCGGUUUGAACACACUGGACCACAACGCAGAGAUUAACGUGUCUAGACUGGAGACCAUCUUGUCCUCCAUCUACUACCAGCUCAACAAGCGUCUUCCCACCGUGCACCAGAUCAACGUAGAGCAGUCCAUCAGUCUGCUCCUCAACUUCAUGGUGGCUACAUAUGACAGUGAAGGCCACGGGAAGCUGAGCAUUUUCUCGAUGAAGUCAAUGUUGGCGACUAUGUGUGGAGGGAAAAUAGUGGACAAACUACGUUGUAUCUUCUCCCAGAUCUCUGACUCUAAUGGUGUGAUGGCCUUUGCUAAGUUUGACCAGUUUCUUCGUGAAGUUCUGAAGCUGCCCACAGCUGUGUUCGAGGGCCCGUCGUUUGGAUACACAGAACACGCCGUACGGACAUGCUUCCCUCAGCAGAAGAAGAUCUUGCUGAACACGUUUUUGGACAUUUUGAUGGCAGAUCCUCCCCCCCAGUGUCUCGUGUGGCUACCUCUCAUGCACCGACUUGCUAAUGUUGAAAAUGCCUUCCAUCCCGUGGAAUGUUCUUAUUGCCGGAGUGAAAGUAUGGUGGGGUUCCGUUACCGGUGCCAACAGUGCCAUGGCUACCAACUCUGUCAAAGCUGCUUUUGGCGUGGCCAUGCCAAUGGUCCCCAUAGCAACCAGCAUCAGAUGAAGGAGCACUCCUCUUGGAAGUCUCCAGCUAAAAAGCUAAGUCACGCCAUCAGUAAGUCUCUGGGCUGUGUCCCCAUUGGAGAGCUACCUCACCCAGUGUUCCCUGAGCUGUUAGAGAAACCCCAGGACAGCGUGCCACACACUGUUCAGCCGAAGCCAGUAGCCAACAACAUGAACAACACAAUGUUCAUGUCCUCUGGUGUACCUACUCCUACUCAAAGUGUCUUAGAGAGUCCCAGCAGGCUAGAAGAGGAGCAUCGUCUCAUUGCUCGCUAUGCAGCGCGCCUUGCAGCAGAGGCAGACAACUCCACAGUGAGUUGCUCCACACAAUGUCCUCCAACCGAUCUGAGUUUCAACUUCGAUGCCAACAAACAACAGAGGCAGCUAAUAGCAGAACUAGAAAACAAAAACAGAGAGAUCCUCCAGGAGAUCCAGCGGCUACGUCUGGAGCAUGAGCAGGCCUCCCAGCCCACCCCAGAGAAGGCCCAGCAAAACCCCACACUGCUGGCUGAACUCAGGCUCCUUAGGCACAGGAAGGAUGAGCUGGAGAGGCGCAUGUCAGCCCUACAGGAGAGCAGACGGGAACUGAUGGUCCAGCUAGAGGGACUGAUGAGGUUACUGAAGGAUGAGGAGCAGAAGCAGGCAGCCCAGACAGGAGGCUCAACCCACUCCUCCCCCAGCCACGGGGCAGUCUGCUCCAUGCCCAUGCCGAUCCGCUCCACCUCAGCUGGGUCCACCCCCACCCACACACCCCAGGACUGCCUGGCCGGGUUGGGGGGCGACGUGCUGGAGGCCUUCGCUCAGGGUGUACCUAGAAAUCUUCGUAAUGAUCUGUUGGUCGCUGCAGAUUCAAUCACAAACACCAUGUCAUCACUUGUCAAAGAACUCCACUCAGUAGAUGAUGCUGCAGAGGAAGAGGACAACCAGAUGAGGAACGGAGGCCUAAGGGACAGGCGUGAGGAGGACAACCAGAUGAGGAACGGAGGCCUAAGGGACAGGCGUGAGGAGGACAACCAGAUGAGGAACGGAGGCCUAAGAGACAGGGCAGAGGAUGAGGACAACCAGGCACAGUGAGAGAUCUAAAACAUCAACAACCUCCCCAAACACCACUCCAUUGAUCUAGACAGGAUGUCAGACUGGAGAAGAAGAAUCAGAAUGAGAAUCUGCCACACCGACCAAACCCUUCUAUCAGGAAUUAGCACGUAGAGUAAUGCAUGCUGUUAUCAAACAGGAUUUCACUGUGUGAACUCAUAUUCAACAUGUUUGAUACACCUUGCUGUGGAAUGUCUGUUGGCAAGUGUAUAUAUCAUUCUGUAUAAAAACUUGAAGCUGUAAUUAUUAUGUAAUGACUGAUUCCCCCCGUCAUGACUGCAAGGGUCAAAUGUCUAAGGAAUGGCUUCCUGUGCUUUCUCUCAAUCUGUCUUGUUAAUAACAGAUCACCCUGUGUGCAUCAUAAAUGGCAGGUGCACUAUAUAGGGAAUAGGGUGCCAUUUUGUGCACUACAUAGGGAAUAGUGUUCCAUUUGGGAUGCUACCUCUAUCUGCAUAAACUGUACAUAUUAUAUAAGACCUUGGGAACACAGCACUGACCAUAACCUGAAAACAACCUAUUUUCACCAUGACAUGUUCCCCGGCCAUCAUUGCCUUUGUAUGAUUACAGAUCAUUUGCUAGUGUGCUUUCAUUAGGGGUUUUGCAGGAAGUUGCACUGUCCUGAGUCUGACUGGGUGUACUGUAGGUUGGUAGGUACCAUGUUAUCCCAACUCUUUGUGGGUUUAUCAGUGCUUCUCAACCUGCGGUCCCCGGGCCAGCACUGGUCCUUGGGGUGUUGCUGAUUGGUCCCUCAGAUAGUGAGUGGACACUGAUUUAGUUAGUUUCCAAGUGUUAGAUUAAAACUAAGUGGUCUUCAAAGGAGGAAGGAUUAUAGCUGGUCAUUGCCGGUCCCUGGUACACAAAAGGUUGAGAAACACUGGGUUACGAUGACUGCUGGGAUUUGUAGUCAUGCAUGUUGUCAUGCCUCAGAAUUCACAUUGAUUAUGUCCCAAAUGGCCCAUAGGGCUCUGGUGAAAAGUAGUGCACUAUAUAAGGAAUAGGGUGCCAUUUGUGGGACGUAACCAUUGAGUCGCAUAAUGCUGCUACUAUGUGCUCACUCUGCUGCGAGACACCCUUUUGCAAAAAUAUGAGGGUUGUUUGGUCGUAGGGAGCCUAUGGGGGCUGUUGUUUAUUUUAAUCAGGGAAAUGUCCCGUUGUUAGAAUCUGAUGAAUUCUUCUCAUAGUUAAUAUUUUAUAGAAACAAAACAAAGUGAGAGAAGCUACUAAAUGUAUUUUAAAGUGCAUUUAAAACUCUACAUGGUGUCUCGUCCCUCAUCCACUAAACUAGUCACUCAGUAGUGACCGUAUUUAUUGACCACAUGAAGCAAAGGGAGGGACAGGAACUCAGGACAUUAGUUUGAAAUGAAUAUUAUAUUGUGAUCUUUCGUUACAACAUAUUCACCUAUACACCUGUACAUAGGUGACGACAGGAGGCCGACACAGAAAGGUUGUGCACAGAUAAGACUAGCUUUGAUGGCUUAAAAGAAACGAGGACUGGAACAUGUUCAUGUGACUUGAUAGAUAGGAGUUUGGGAACUGUAGCGGUAGAUGGAAUGCAGUCGUGACUCUCAAAUGGCACCCUAUUCCCGACAUAGUGCACUACUUUUGACCAGAGCCAUCAGCCCAGUGGGUCAAAAAUAGUGCACUAUAUAGCCAAUGGGGCGCAAUUUGGGUCACAUAUUCAAAAUGUGUGGUUAACUAAUAGUCAGUAGGCUAGGCCCUAAUGGGCUCCAGACCUGCUUGUUUAGGGGUCAGUUGCUGUGUAAUCAUUAAAGAGUCUGGAGGGAGCAGACAGCAUCCCUGCGUCUCAAUAAUCUGGCCUUUCUCCUGCAGUUAAAAGCAUUGGAUUGGUCUGAGCAUGUGUUAGACUGCUAUAUUUCUUAAAAUUGACAUAUUAUUGGGACACACAGCAAGAAGGGUUAACCAGAUGGGAGAAAUGACAGAUUAUUGGGAGACAGGGCAAGAGGGAUUAACCAGAUAGCUGAAAGGACAGAUCAUUAGGAGACAGGGCAAGAGGGGUUAACCAGAUAGCUGAAAUGACAGAUCAUUAGGAGACAGGGCAAGAGGGGUUAACCAGAUAGCUGAAAGGACAGAUCAUUAGGAGACAAGGCAAGAGGGGUUAACCAGAUAGCUGAAAGGACAGAUCAUUAGGAGACAAGGCAAGAGGGGUUAACCAGACAGCUGGAAGGACAGAUCAUUAGGAGACAAGGCAAGAGGGGUUAACCAGACAGCUGGAAGGACAGAUCAUUAGGAGACAAGGCAAGAGGGGUUAACCAGACAGCUGGAAGGACAGAUCAUUAGGAGACAAGGCAAGAGGGGUUAACCAGACAGCUGGAAGGACAGAUCAUUAGGAGACAAGGCAAGAGGGGUUAACCAGACAGCUGGAAGGACAGAUCAUUAGGAGACAAGGCAAGAGGGGUUAACCAGACAGCUGGAAGGACAGAUCAUUAGGAGACAAGGCAAGAGGAGUUAACCAGACAGCUGGAAGGACAGAUCAUUAGGAGACAAGGCAAGAGGGGUUAACCAGACAGCUGGAAGGACAGAUCAUUAGGAGACAAGGCAAGAGAGGUUAACCAGAUAGCUGGAAGGACAGAUCAUUAGGAGACAAGGCAAGAGGGGUUAACCAGACAGCUGGAAGGACAGAUCAUUAGGAGACAAGGCAAGAGGGGUUAACCAGACAGCUGGAAGGACAGAUCAUUAGGAGACAAGGCAAGAGGGGUUAACCAGACAGCUGGAAGGACAGAUCAUUAGGAGACAAGGCAAGAGGGGUUAACCAGACAGAAAGUCUGGUUUUGGUUUAGAAUAUUGAAUGAUUUAGAGCAGAGAACAGAUGUGGGGUGGACAAGAGCAGGAAACUGACUCUGUUGAAUCAGGAGGAUAUCAGAUACAAUAAAACACUCUUCUGAUCGACGGACAUUUCUGUUGUUCGGGGUUUGCAUUUAUCUCUGAAAUAAAGCACUGAAAUGAAUAACUAGAUAAUAAAUGUUAGGUUUAGCAAUGUGACACGAUAAAGGGCCAGACGGAGAAGAGUAGGGUUUGGUUCACGUCAUGUUAUUACAUAAUAAUAACAUGUUUACGCUAAACUGAAACACUGGUUAAACAAUGAACUGUACUGAAGUUGUACUUGAACAUUUAGCAUUGAGAUAAUGUGUAAAGUACAGUCAGCUAUCCUUUAAACGAAGUACAAGGCCUUAUCAACCUACUACACUGUGUCCAGGAAUAGAAGAACGAAGAAGUGGAUUCUAACUAUCCGUUGUUCUUAAUGUGAUGUUUUUAUUUGGUUACUUAUUUUACGUGAUCUUAUCAUUCUGGGUGUUAUUUUAGUUUGCUAGUGGAAUUAAAUCAUUGAUAAAGUAGAAUAAUAUGGAAGACAUCAAAACUAUGAAAUGAAAAGUGUUAAACUAAUCAGAAUAGAUUUUAAUAUUUGAUAUUCUUCAAAAUAGCCACCUCUUGCCUUGAUGACAGCUUGCACACGCUUGGCAUUCUCUCAACCAGCUUCAUGACGUAGUCACCUGGAAUGCAUUUCAAUUAACAGGUGUGUCUUGUUAAAAGAUCAUUUGUGGAAUUUCUUUCCUUAAUGCGUUUGAACCAAUCAGUUGUGUUGUGACAAGGUAGGGGAGUAUACAGAAGACAGCCCUAUUUGGUAAAAGACCAAGUCCAUAUUAUGGCAAAAACAGCUUAAAUAAGCAAAGAGAAAUGACAGUUCAUCGUUACUUUAAGACAUGAAUGUCAGUCAAUGUGAAACAUUUCAAGAAAUGUGAAUGUUUCUUCAAGUGCAGUCGCAAAAACACUAAGCACUAUGAUGAAACUGUCUCUCAGGUGAACCGCCACAGGAAAGGAAGACCCAGAGUUACCGCUGCUGCAGAGAAUAUGUUUGUUAAAGUUAACUGCACCUCAGAUUGUAGCCCAAAUAAAUGUUUCAAAGAGUUCAAGCAACAGACACAUCUCAACAUCAACUGUUCAGAGGAGACUGAAUCAGGCCUUCAUGUUCAAAUUGCUGCAACAAAGAAACCACUACUAAAGGACAGCAAUAAUAAGAAGAGCCUUGCUUGGGUCAAGAAACAUGAGCAAUGGACAUUAGACUGGUGGAAAUCUGUCCUCUGGUCUGGGAAGUCCAAAUUUGAGAUUUUUGGUUCCAACCGCCGUGGCUUUGUGAGACGCAGAGUAGGUGAACAGAUGAUCUCCGCAUGUGUGGUUCCCACCAUGAAGCAUAGAGGAGGUGUGGGGGUGCUUUGCUGGUGACACUGUCAGUGAUUUAUUUAGAAUUCAAGGCACACUUAACCAGCAUGGCUACCACAGCAUUCUGCAGUGAUAAGCCAUCCCAUCUGGUUUGCGCUUAGUGGGACUAUCAUUUAUUUUUCAACAGGACAAUGACCCAACACACCUCCAGGCUGUGUAAGGGCUAUUCGACCAAGAAGGAGAGUGAUGGUGCUGCAUCAGAUGACAUAGCAUCCACAAGCUGUCAUCAAGGCAAAGGGUGGCUACUUUGAAGAAUCUCAAAUAUAUUUUCAUGUAACACUUUUUUGGUUACUACAUGAUUCCAUAUGUGUUAUUUUAUAGAUUUGAUGACUUCACUAUUAUCCUACAAUGUAGAAAAUAGUAAAAAUGAAGAAAACCCCUUGAAUGUGUAGGUGUGUCCAAGCCUUUGACUGGUACUGUAUAUUCAAGAUCUAAGGGAAGUGCUGAGUUAAAACCUUUUGAAAAGUCAGUUAUUGUAUUCCCUCUUCACUCCGCUCACAGAUAGGAAUGCAAUAUUAUGAUUUGAGUUUGUGCCUACUGCCUAGAUGUUCUGUAUAAAGUGCUGAAUAAAGUCAAAAACCCAUUCAUGCAGACAUAAGAACAUCAAUCAGCCUUUUAAGUAGGAGUUUUAGUCUCAGUCAGUUACCUUGUGGAAAAAUAGGAUUUAUUUAUUGUUGUUCAGGAGGAAAAGUAGAGUACUUUUGUUCAGCCUUUACAUUUGUGCCAAAAAUGCAGACUUUGUGUGUCAUUAUACAGAUAUAACUACAUUCCAUAUGUUGUUGUUGUUGAUGUCCAUAUUUUGCAUGAUAAAAUCCCGGCCAUACAUUUACUUGGUCUUCCUUAAAAUGUAGAACCCCCAACAGUUCUAGAACCAGUAACAGUUCUAGAGCUACAAACUGUUCUAGAGCUACAAACUGUUCUAGAGCUACCAACAGUUCUAGAGCUACAAACUGUUCUAGAGCUACAAACUGUUCUAGAGCUACCAACAGUUCUAGAACUACAAAUUGUUAUUGAGCUACCAACAGUUCUAGACCUACAAAUUAUUCUAGAGCUACAAACUGUUCUAGAGCUACCAACUGUUCUAGAGCUACCAACUGUUCUAGAACUACAAACUGUUCUUGAGCUACCAACAGUUCUAGAACUACAAACUUCUUGAGCUACCAACAGUUCUAGACCUACAAAUUAUUCUAGAGCUACAAACUGUUCUAGAGCUACCAACGGUUCUAGAGCUACCAACUGUUCUAGAACUACAAACUGUUCUUGAGCUACCAACAGUUCUAGAACUACAAACUUCUUGAGCUACCAACAGUUCUAGAGCUACAAAUUGUUCUAGAGCUAUCAAAGGUUCUACAGCUACAAACUGUUCUAGAGCUACCAACAGUUCUAGAGCCAUAAACAGUUAUAGUUACAAACUGUUCUAGAGCUACCAACGGUUCUAGAGCUACCAACUGUUCUAGAACUACAAACUGUUCUUGAGCUACCAACAGUUCUAGAACUACAAACUUCUUGAGCUACCAACAGUUCUAGAGCUACAAAUUGUUCUAGAGCUAUCAAAGGUUCUACAGCUACAAACUGUUCUAGAGCUACCAACAGUUCUAGAGCCAUAAACAGUUAUAGUUACAAACUGUUCUAGAGCUACAGUACCACUCGUUCAAGAACUCCCAACCAUUCUAGAAUGAUUUCCUUCUAGCCAACAGAGGCAAUAGAAAGGUACAUACUGCACAUUAUGAUUGUUUUUUUGUUUGCAGAGAGAAAAUGACAAAAAAUGGCAAAAUGACAAACCAUAAGCUUCCCGAAAUGUUAUUUAUCUUUCUAUGUGUUAUAUACUGAUAUGCUUCUGGUAUUCAUUUGUUUCUCAUGUUCAUUUUAAAAACAUGGUUUUAUGUCACAUGACCACUGUCUUUUGUAAAUACAAUGAAUCAAUUGUGAAAUGUAUUAAAAUAUUUAAAAACUUGA